Molecule: messenger RNA, 1417 nt
Organism: Pieris napi
Lineage: Eukaryota; Metazoa; Arthropoda; Insecta; Lepidoptera; Pieridae
Exons: 3
Coding region: 254-1057 (267 amino acids)
Source: RefSeq, a predicted model, not a curated record
GGUACGUUUACACGCUUGCCAAGCCUUGGCAAGGAUCGACAAUCGCAAGCAUGUAAAAAGGGCGUUUGGCUUGGCUUGCGUGGGCUUGUGCCUGCUUGCUUUCGAUCCAGUCGAGUGUCGGUUUUUUUACGCAGAUCAAAGGGCGUUUGCGGCAAGCGCUUGCGAUGCAUUUACAUGUUGGUCCGCGUUUAUUAGCCAUUGUGAUCUCGCGGCGAGUACACGCUUGAUUGAUUUUACAAAAAAUUAAUAAAAAAUGAGUUGCUGGUCGAAUGAGAAGAGUCUUUCGUUUCUGGAACAUUAUCAAAUGGAACCAUGCAUCUGGAAUCCGAAAGAUGCAAAUCAUAAAGAUAAAAAGAAACAAGCAGAUGCAUGGAUUCGUCUUGCUGAACUUACUGGAAGGCCAGUAAAGGAAAUAAAAAAUAAAAAAGAGAUACUGAUGACUACUUUUCGCAAGCACUUGAAAAAAAAACGUGAAUCUAUGCGUUCUGGCGCAGGUGCCGAAGAAAUAUACAAUCCAACUUGGUAUGCUUACGAAACCAUGGAGUCAUUUUUACUACCAGUAUAUACUUGCAAUGAAGGGAUAAACACCGAAACACAAUCACAACAAAUAGAAGAAGACACAGAUCAGACAGAGGAUGACCCUCUGAUAAGAGACCGUACAAUUAGUACGGUUACCACACCAUCCAGACCACCAUCUAGAUCACCAUCCAGACCACCAUCCAUACAAGCUGUUACUAAUAAACGUCGUCGCCCUGCUUCUGAAACGGCUGAAAAGCAAAUGGCCGUGGCUUUUGGACAAUUAACAAAUGUUUUGGGUCAAAGGCAGAAUGAAAAUAUACCUGCUCACGACGAUGAUUGUGAUCUAUACGCAAAAUUAUUGGCUAUAAAGCUACGUGAACUGUCAACUGAUGAACGAAAAAUUAUGAUGUACCAAAUAGAUGGGUUGUUUAUAAACAGAAUCAGUCAAAAAUCAAUAUUAUUCUCGUCCGUCGUCAAUGGCUGGUGCAUAUUCAACACCAUCUCCUCAAGUCAUUCCGAGUCGACCAACAUCAGUUAAUAGUGUUUAUUCUGAACCUAUUCAUAACAACCAAAGUUUUUUUCCCUCUCCAAACACACAAACUUCUUAUUCAGCGCCAGACAUGGCAAAACAUAUACCAACUCCAAUAGCUCCAGCUCCGUCUACAUCAACAGCACCCUCGUCAUCUAUUCGUAUCAUAUCGGACCAAAUCAUCAACCCAGCCCCACGUGAAACCAACAUUAUAAACAUGGCUACGUUGAAUUCUUUCGAAGAUUUUGAUUCGUCGACAUAAUUCUUAUUUAAAUUAAUAAAUAAUUAAACAAUAAAGCAGUCAGCUAACACAUUCAUAGAACAGAUUUCCUAUAAUUCUAUUAAAAUCUAAAAAAAUGUAUAACAUAA